AUAUCAAACGAAUUCGUAGCUUCGCGAAACCAGGUUGAUGUCACAGUGCCACACAAAUGCCCAUCCACUGGUGCCGUGUGCCGGGGUAGAGAUUCAAUCACGAUCGUGCAUCACGGACGCCAUCGAUCCCUUCAUCCAGUGUCAAGAUUCUUGUCAGCUAAAAACCCUAGUUGUCUGUCGAUUUCAGAGAGCGGUAUAGGAUUUUGAUGAAAAUCAGAGAUGCCUCCGAAGCAGCAAUCGAAAGUCGAUUUAGCGAAGAAGCAGAAGAUCAUCGAAGACAAGACAUUCGGUCUCAAGAACAAGAACAAAUCUAAAAAUGUCCAGAAGUACGUCCAGUCACUCAAGCAAUCCGUCCAGCCCAAGACUGACCCUACCAAAGUUACCGCCAAGAAAAAGAAGGAGGAAGACAAGGCUAAAGACAAGGAGUUGAAUGACCUGUUUAAGAUUGCAGUUACUCAGCCUAAAGUGCCAGUUGGUGUUGAUCCAAAGUCCAUAUUAUGUGAGUUCUAUAAAGUGGGGCAAUGUGCUAAGGGCUUUAAGUGCAAGUUCUCACAUGACUUGAAUGUUCAGAGGAAAGGCGAGAAGAUUGAUAUUUAUAGCGACAAGCGUGAUCAAGAAGAAGACACGAUGGAGGAUUGGGAUCAAGAGACAUUGGAGAAGGUUAUUGCAUCCAAGAACGAGGAGUAUAACCAGAAUAAACCUACUGAGAUUGUAUGUAAAUACUUUUUGGAUGCAGUGGAGAAGAAGCAAUAUGGUUGGUUUUGGGUAUGUCCAAAUGGUGGUAAAGACUGUCACUACAGGCAUGCUCUUCCUCCAGGAUACGUGUUAAAGUCUCAGAUGAAGGCUCUGUUAGAGGAAGAGUCUGAAAGGAUACCUGUUGAGGAAGAAAUUGAAAAUCAGCGUGCAAAAGUAACUACAACAACUCCUAUGACCGCUGAGUUGUUCCUGCAAUGGAAGAAGAAAAAUAUGGAAGAAAGGGAGGCUAGCUUGGCAGCACAAAGGGCUGAAAGGGCUAAAAAUGAUCGUAUGAGUGGUCGUGAACUCUUCUUGUCUGAUUCUAGCUGGUUUGUGGAUGAUGUUGAGGCCUGUCAAAAUUACCAAAGGGAUGAAGAGUCAAAUGAGCAGAAGGAUGAUAAAAAUUCUGCCAAGAAUGAACCAAGUAGCUCAACAGCUGGUGAUGGUGAAGCUCCUCCCGAGGACGAUGAGGAUGACAACGAUGACGAUGAGGAUGACCUCGACAUGGAUGAAUUGAAUGAACUAGAAGCAAGGUUAUCAAAAACUUCCAUUCAGAUUAGUGAGCCAGGUGCUACUACAUAAUCUCAAAGAGCUGGAGUCUGCAGUCUGCGCAAAAUUUUUUGAGUGUCGACUCUUUGCUCUUGCUGUCUGGAUUAGCCCUCUAAUUAUGAGGGUAAUCCAUGUAAUGGUUAUAUGCUGCUUGCAGUAUCCUCAUUCUAAUAAAUAAUCUUUGUGGAGAUUGCUCUGGGCCCCUUGUUUCCAUUUUCUUAGUCCAAUUUGCCCUUGGAUUAUCGAUUUUCCCUUCACAUAGAUAUUGUAGAGGAAACUGGCGUCAUCUUGUUGAGCAUUAAGCACAUGUUUUAAAGUUGAAAAUACUCUCCUGUUCAAUAUAUGUAUCGUAAUCAGUUCUGAUAGAA
Molecule: messenger RNA, 1652 nt
Organism: Diospyros lotus (date-plum)
Lineage: Eukaryota; Viridiplantae; Streptophyta; Magnoliopsida; Ericales; Ebenaceae
Product: zinc finger CCCH domain-containing protein 11
Exons: 8
Coding region: 220-1317 (365 amino acids)
Biological process (GO): cytoplasmic translation
Cellular component (GO): cytosol
Molecular function (GO): metal ion binding; mRNA binding
Source: RefSeq, a predicted model, not a curated record